AUGCAAGAAUCGGAAGAAAUUUUAUUUAGCUGCAAUGUAAGAACUUUAGUGGAUCGGACUGUAUCAGAAAGACUUGAACGUCAGUAUGCUCUGAUAGCUUUGGAGUUGAACCAUUAUGAUAUAGACAAAGCAGCCUUGAGCGAGACCCGCUUACCUAAGUACGACAGUUUUAGUGACCAUGGUUAUACUUUCUUCUGCAGUGGAAAAGGUAGGCAGGAAAGGAGAGAGUUUGGAGUAGGAUUAGCAAUAAAGGAUAGUAUUACUCGACAGCUUUAGCAGGAACACGCUGACUAACGAUAGACUUAUUAAGCUUAAAUUGCCACUUGGUAAAAACAAGUAAGCCACCAUCAUCAGUGCUUACGCUCCAACUAUGGAGAAUCCGGAUGAUACCAAAGAAAACUUCUACAGCAGCCUCCGGACAGCAAUAAGGAAAAUACCACCUGGAGAUAAACUCGUGCUUAUUGGUGACUUCAUCGCUCGUGUAGGAACGGAUGCUAAAAAAUGGCCUGGAGUCACUGGCUAUCAUGGAAUUGGGAAGUGCGAUUCCAACGGUGAACCUCUGCUAGCACUCUGCUCAGAAAAUGAACUGACUAUAAUAAACACUGUCUUUAAGCACAGGGAACGAUAUAAAGAACAUUUCUUGGAAAGAAAAUAUCCCAAACAAAGUGGUUCUAGAGAAGGCUGGCCUUCCACCUAUUGCUGA
Porites lobata is the source of this 703-nucleotide messenger RNA. NCBI's taxonomy places the organism in Eukaryota, Metazoa, Cnidaria, Anthozoa, Scleractinia, Poritidae. The record is from the annotation of a GenBank genome assembly.